Molecule: messenger RNA, 2464 nt
Organism: Didymodactylos carnosus
Lineage: Eukaryota; Metazoa; Rotifera; Eurotatoria; Philodinida; Philodinidae
Source: the annotation of a GenBank genome assembly
CAAACACCAUACAGAAUACGAACAAAAACCGGCAAAGAUGGACUAUUUUCUGGUAUCGGGACAGAUGCUAAAGUUUUUGUGAAAAUAGAUGGUAAACACAAUUCUAGUACAUACAACACUGUUUUAGAUUACAAGCUAUGUUUUCUUUUAUUAACUAAUUAAAGGUGCAAAGAAUACAUCUGAGGAAAUUCAACUUAAACAUUCGAUUAAUCAUUCGAAUCCAUUUGGAUACUUAAAUACGGACACAUUUGAAGUUGGCUCUGAUUUAGAUAUUGGUAAAAUUAUUUCUGUUCAGUUGUGGUGCAAUACUCAAAAUAAACAUACCACAUGGUUUUGUUCCUGGUUAGAAAUCGUUGAUAUUAACAACGAUAAUCGUGUAUACUGUUUUCCAUACAAUAAUUGGCUGACUGAGGAAAAACUCUGGAUAAAACUGAGAGAUUAUGUUAAGACGUCAUGUGAUACCAAAGAACAAUUGAAUAGCGUUAAAAAAGACUAUAAAAACAUGCCAGGUGAACGUACGACAACGGAUGCACUUCUAUUGAGUGUUGAUGAAUCUCAUAUUGAUCCACAUUUUUAUAAAACACAAUAUUUAGUACAAAUAAAAACGGGAGAGAAAGGAUUUUAUGAAGGUGAGAAGACGACAGAUGGAGAUGUCAAUGUUUGUAUGAAAAUAAUUGGAAAACAAAAUGAAGGAGAAACAAUGACUUUAAACAAGAAUAAAAAUAUUUCUCAUAAUGGUAACAAUGAGAGACUAUACGCACAAGACAGUAUAGACACAUUUCACCAAGGAAGUGAACUGGAUAUCGGUGAAGUUGAACGUAUUCAAUUGUGGUUAGUUGAUGGUGAUAAAAAUUGUUAUUGGCAUUGUGAAUGGAUACAAAUAACAGAUUUGCAAACCAAUAAAGUUUAUUGUUUUUAUGUUAAUCAAUUAUUGAAAUGGCAAUUAUCAGACAAUAACGAAAAAUUCAGUGAUGAUCGUCAAUAUCGAAUUGGUUUUAUAGAGUUAGUACAAAAUCAACCAUUCAGCUGUGAACAAACUGAAGCAGAAAAAUUGUUAUCGAAAAAAAGAGAUAGUAAAAAUACCGAUCAAAUUAUCGACGUAGCAGCAACCAAUGUGAACUUGAAUAAUCUUCAAACAUUCUAUCAAAUUCUAACAAAAACUGGUGAUAAAGGAAUAACAGGUUUCAAAGGAACAGAACCAAAUGUUUACUUGAAAGUGUUCGGUUCGAAUGAUUCAAGCGAGGAUAUUCACUUAAACAGUGAAAAACAACAAAAACUGUUCAAACGAAGACAAGUAGAUAAAUUUGAUAAUUUAGGCAGUCAGUAUAAAAUAGGAAUACCAAAAAAAAUUCAUCUUUGGCAUGAUAGUCAAGAUAAAAAUGAUAUGUGGUAUUGCGAUUUUCUUGAAUUAAAAGAUAAAAGUACAGAAAAAAAUUAUUGUUUCCCUGUUAAUAAGUGGUUGGGUAAUAAAGUAGGAACGAAAAGUAAGCCGUUAGAACUAGAAGAUUAUAAUUUAAAAAGUUGUAUCAAUAGUGAAAACGAAAAACAACAAAUAAGAACACCUUUAGCUGAUAAAAUAGAUGACCAACAAGUCGAUCAAAUCCACAAACUCCUAGCAAUGCCACAUUUAAAUAAAAAUGAAAUCUUUGGUAGAGCAAAAAUACGAAAUAAUUCAAAAUCAUCGAAUAGUGGACAAUUGUAUUGUCAAGUACAAGGACCAAAUAGUACUUCAUCUAAUAUUCAAACAUUAAAAGCAUCUAUACAAGAUUCAGAUAUUAAAGUGGCUACAAUUUUACUUAAGAAAUUUGACAUCUGUGAUAUACAAUCAUUGCGUGUAUGGGAUGAUGGUAAAGAAAGAGAUGCGUAUUUUUGUGAUUGGUUUGAAUUAUCCGAUCCAUUUUCGGCAAAGAUUAUAUGUUUUCCAGUUAAUGAUUACAUUCAAGUUGAAUCAUCUGCUAGAAAUGUAAAGGAAGUGACGAAAAAACACAAUUUUAGUUGUGAUUUAAAACAGAAUUUAGAAAAAAAUCCAAUAAUAUAUGAAAUAAUAAUAGUCACAGGUUCAAAAACAGUACCUUCUCAACUGAGUGGUCAUGUUGGUCGUGUUCAUAUUAUGCUGAUCAGAGAUAAUGAACAGUUAGGUCCAUUUGAAUUAACACAAGAAGAAGAGAAAAUGUUUAGUUGGGGUGGACAAGAUACAUUUAAGAUAACAGCACCUGCUCUAGAAAAUAUAACCCAUAUUCGUGUAUGGCAUGAUAAAUCUACAACUCAAUCUUGGUUUUGUAAUCACAUAACAAUCGCAAAUACAUCAACGUUAGCUAAAUAUAAAUUUCCUAUUUGUCGGUGGCUUGAUCGAGAUAAUGGUACCGGUAGAAUUUACCUUGAAGUUGAAUUAGGCAAAGCAGCUGUACAAGUUACGACAUCGAAAGGACAAGCAAAAUGUGAUAAUAACAAUGCUAAUUCUUAG